AUGCAGAAGAAGCCGCCGUUCCGGACGGGGGCGAUUACGAAUCGACCACCGCCACCGAAUCCCCACGUCGUCGCCCAACGCGAGCAGGAGAUGAACGCGUGGCUGCGGCGCAAGGACUACAACCCGAUGCGCGCCGUGCAAGAGGCCAAAAAGGCGCAGCAGCAGCAAAAGCAGAGGGCCGACAACUUCACGUCAAAUCGAUCUAUGUCAUUUCAUGUUGGGGCUGGGAAGAUGCCGGUGAAAAGGUCGAAUUCCCCGGGCACCUCCCUCUCGCGCAACAAGUCGGACGAGUCGCUGGCCUACGAGGGCGCCUCAACAGCAUCCGCAUCACAGAAGGUGUUGGCCGAGUACUCGCGCGGUGUCGUCAAGGACAUCAACCGGCUGACUGAAAAGAGCCGUAAAAGUGACGCCAAGGAGAUGAGCGGCCUAGCCCGAGCAGUUGAUCUACUCUCCAACAAAUGCAAGAAAAGCAUCGAGCUGAUCCGAUCACAAAACAAGGGAUGCCUCUCCGUAUCUGUUGAAGAUCUACUCGCGACUGCGGUUGAACCCCCCGGAGAGAGUGAAUCACUCGGGGAACAGCUGGAGCGAUUGAGCGACGCCUUCGACGCCGUGCAGCGCUACUUGGAGCAGUACUCCCUAGAAGGUCGGGGGAGCCCCGUCCCGGAAGAGGACGAGAUGCCUGAAACCUCUUCGCUCGUGUCCGGCUUCUCCUCGCUAGGCCUACGGAAUAAGCAGCGCGCCAACGCCAAUAACAUUGCGGGCGGCUCGCUGGCCGGAACUAGGGAACAAGCGCAAUUCCGCGCGCAGCGCACCACCGCCUAUCGCUCGAAAAUCUUGGCGCAACAGCGGGACUCGAGCCAGACGCGGCUCGGCAAAAAUAAC
Mesorhabditis spiculigera is the source of this 882-nucleotide messenger RNA. Lineage: Eukaryota; Metazoa; Nematoda; Chromadorea; Rhabditida; Rhabditidae. The record is from the annotation of a GenBank genome assembly.